Molecule: messenger RNA, 426 nt
Organism: Diaporthe citri
Lineage: Eukaryota; Fungi; Ascomycota; Sordariomycetes; Diaporthales; Diaporthaceae
Exons: 1
Coding region: 1-426 (141 amino acids)
Source: RefSeq, a predicted model, not a curated record
AUGUUGGGUGCCUUCAUGCCCAGCCCGAGAAACACCCUACAAUCCAGCAACUUGCGAUUUCUCUCCUCUCUGAGCUUUCACAUUGACGUCAAACCUCUACUGUACCCGGAGGGCCUCAUCUCAGUGGGUUUCGUAAUGGCCAGCUUCCAGCUCGAAAACGUUGAGAUGGAGGCCUCGGUGUGUACUAAGGGCCUCGACUGGAACCGUUACGAGGACGUCAGACUCGCGUAUUUGGCGGCCAUAGAUUCCAGCCUGGCAUCAUCGGAUGCCAGGGACUUUUUCGAAACGGUGAACAUACGGUGUGACCGAGCCAACCAAGCUGCGAAUGAGCUGGUGGCCCUGAUGUGCUUGAUCUCGGGGCAAUGCCCGCAGUUGACGAGUCACGUCCACGCCAUCACUUUAGGCCGCGAUAUAGUGAUCCUUUAG